Messenger RNA from Penaeus monodon (black tiger shrimp), 7142 nucleotides. Its product is annotated as tyrosine-protein phosphatase non-receptor type 12-like. Gene Ontology annotation, molecular function: non-membrane spanning protein tyrosine phosphatase activity. The transcript has 8 exons. Bases 2896 to 5850 code for a protein of 984 amino acids. Gene Ontology annotation, cellular component: nucleus; cytoplasm. NCBI's taxonomy places the organism in Eukaryota, Metazoa, Arthropoda, Malacostraca, Decapoda, Penaeidae. Gene Ontology annotation, biological process: peptidyl-tyrosine dephosphorylation. The record is from RefSeq and is a predicted model, not a curated record.
AACGAACAAUCUGUCAGUUCCACUAUGUCCUCUGGCCUGACCACGGAGUGCCAGAGACUGUCCGACCACUGCUGGACAUGGUGCGGUUGGUGAGGGACUGUCAAGCUUCGGAGACAUUGCCUGUUCUUGUUCAUUGUUCAGCUGGCUGUGGCAGAACAGGAACAAUUUGUGCAAUUGACUAUGUGUGGGGUCUGCUUAGAGCUGGGCGUUUAACAGAAAAUCUGAACCUCUUCGGCCUUGUAAAAGAGAUGCGUAGACAGCGUGUUGCUAUGGUGCAAACAAGGGAACAGUACAUUCUCUUGCACAGAGCAGUCCGAGAACUUUUCAAGGAAAGACUGAAGGUUAUAGAUGCUCACCCAUAUGAAAAUAUAGCUACUGAUGGUACACCUCUAAUUUUAAGAGAAAAGGAGAGUGACUAUGAGGAACUAUAUGUGAAACCUGAGAAGCAAGAUGAAAGUGCCAAACCAACCCCACCAACAACAGCCCCAAGUGCCGUAUCCACACCAACUGGCUCUCUCACUCGAUAUUCAAAUACAAGAGGAAAUAAUGAUUACCUGGCAUCGAGUUCACCCAUAAAUAGUUUAGAGAGGCCGGUAGCUCCUGUUCCUCCACUCCCUCUGAAACUCUGCAAGCCUCCCCCUGUUACUUCAUGUGUGUCACCGCACUGUUCACCUAGCCCCCAUAUUUCACCCAUCCCACAGCCCUCCCCCAUCCAAAAUCACUGCUCACCUGUCCCUCAGCCAUCCCCUGUAUCAUUUCCUACUGCUAACCAGGCUCAUCGUAGUUACUCUGCCUCUCCAUCUCUGCCUGUGGUUACAAGCACUCUCCAGCCUGUAGUUACUGUCACAAGUUCCAGUUGCUCACCAGGAGGAUCUCAUCUGUUCUCACAGUUAUCACCCAACCCUUUCCAAGUCACGCCAUCCAAUAGUAAACCUGGGAUUCACCCAACAUCAAAAUUAGAAAAGGAUGCAGAAAAUGCGGCUCACAAACGGCAAGUUGCACAACCCUCUGGUUCCUCCCCAGCUGGUGGAGUUACACAGAGAACCAUGCAAACUCCUUCUGUGUCGGGAAGCCCACAGCCUUUAUCCUCAGCUGCCACACCUUCAAAUACACCAAACCAUACUCCCACGCCACUGCAUAGCCUGAGUAUGUCGCAAUCCGCACAUCAUUUGAAUCCAGUCCCUCCGAUUCGAAGCAGAACACCUUCUCCAGGGAUGACAUAUGGAAGAUCCUUAGAAGAAGGAAAGCACACUGUAGUUGAUAACACUCAUAUUAGUCAGGACACUAGCACUAAGAGCACUGAAAUUGUACGACGACCAAGCAUAGCAGAGCUCAAGGAAUUGUUUGAAAAGGCAGGAGAUGCUGAGACUCCAGGAGUCAGACUGUCUCGCAGUGCUAGCAGUGUAACAUCAAGAACUAGCCUGAGCAUUCAUCCAGAUGCAGAUGGAGGCUUUCGCAUUAAGAGAAAGAGCAGUUUAGGGGCUGAAGAAACUUUGCAAUCAAAGAAAGCAUAUGAAAUGUUAGAAAGAUCACGCCAUCUUAACAUCUGCCCUCCUCCACCGCAUGAGCCUUCAAAAGCUGCAGUUGUAUCAACAGCGCCUGUUACUGUUAUAAGUGCUGCCAAGCCACCUUCUAGUCCUGUGUACACCAGCCCCUUGUCACGAAGGAGAGGAACCCACAACUUAAAUGAUUCCCAAGAUGAUAAUUCUCAUUCAGCUUUGUUGGCUCGAGUUGAUGACAGACCUGCUUUACCUGUUAAAAAGAGCAAGUCAUUUAGAUAUGCUCGGCCUGUAGACUCGUCCACAAAUACCAUAGCUUCUACAAGAAGUCCAGAACUAACAAGGAAGAAAGCAGAUAUUAAUACCUAUUUCAGCUUAGAUAGAGGGAAAGGAGACAGCUUUUCACUCAAUAAGUCAGAAAGUGGCAGUGUCAAUUUCAUAGGAGAUAUUCCAUCACCAAGAGAAGGUUUCAAACUAUCAGUCUAUCAGAUGCCUAAUACAUCACAGGCAUCAAAACCUGGUGUAAGUAGUAAUGAAACUAAAGAUCAAACUAUCCCAGAAAUAAAAUUGGACCAGAAGCCACAGAUACCUCCCAAGAAAAUCAUCGGUGAGCGCUUUCGUAAUGCUCGUCCUCCAGAUUCUCUGUAUAUCAGUGCACCGCAGCCAUAUACUCCAGUUAACACAUUACAAGGUACAGGCACCCCACAUACUCCACAGUCUGCACCUCCGGUCAUCUCAUCAACACAAAAUGGUUCACCAUUUUGGAACCGUAAUCAAGUGGAUAGGUCAAUUUAUGACUGUCCAAAAGAACUACAGGCAACUUUGGGACUUAACAAUGAUAGUAUGCCAUCUACUUCAGUUGCAACAUCCAUUGCAAAUAGCCAAAAUCUGUAUUCAUCCCAAAUGACAGAUAACAGAAUGCACACAAGUAUCACUGGUCACACAUUAGCUACUCUUCCUAAACCAUCUCCAACCACAGAACUCUCUCAAGAGACUUCAGGCGCAAAGGAAUAUGUUAAUGCAAGGGUAGUAAGAAAUCCCAACACAGACACAAAAGAACCAUCAAGGUAUGUAUACGUUCCUCUUCCAACCAAGAGAGGAUCUCGAGAUAAUAAGGCACCUCAUGAGUAUGCAAACUGCACAUUGAGUGCACAGUCAGAUUCGGUGGAGGGGGAAGAUCCUACAGAGAUAUAUAUGGAUUCGCAAAUUGUGAAGAAAGGAGCACCUGGUAAAUUCCCUGUAUAUGAUGAAGUAAUUCCUACAGCACAGUCAAAGACUGAAAGUUCUCUCAAUAAGUCUGCUUCUAAAGAAAACAUAUCCCUUCCCAUGUCUACUUCAGCAUCACCAGGAUCACUUAGCACUACAGGCACAGCCACUACCCCUGGAUCUGCAGACUAUGAAGGUAAUGGACUUUGGUGAAACAAGUACUAGUGUUGAUGAGGUGUUUGAAACUGUCAACUAUGAAUUGCUUGGUGCUAAAGACAGGAGAAUACACAGAAACACAGAGAAUAAACACUCAGCAGAGAAUGUAAAGGACUUUUGUUCUAAAAAGGAUUUAGAUCCGAUUGCUCGGCAGGUAUAUCUAGACUGCCAGGAUUACCUCCUCCAUGGUACCAACAAAUCUCCAGUGCCAUCCCUGAUGCCAAAACCUUCUGAGAAAGAGGCCAAGAAAGUAACCAAACCAACAGAUAUGUCUAAAAGCCUUACUUCAGCUCUAGACACAAGUAUGGAUGUAGAUGAGGUGAAAAGUAAAGUAAAUGUGGCACCCCAAGGGCUGAGGACCAGAGAACGUCGAAACAGCUACAGGCAGGCAGUUAAUCCUGUUACACAUAAUGAACCCAAAACACCAGAGGAAAAGAUAAGUGGAAAGUCAGAGCCAAGCCGAAGCAUCCACAAAUAUGAGACCAUUUGGUUUGAGAAUGGAAAGCACAUGACAAGGAAAAAUAACCCAAGUCCCAAUAGCCAACAACAGUUACAUCAACAAGUUUCUAAAUCAGCAAGUGUCCCAGCUGAGAGAGAAGACCUUCCACAGCAAAGAGGCAGUUCAAGUGUUUAUAUGCAAGUUAAGACCCCAUUAACAGAAGAUCAUGGGUCUAAUUUUAACCAGAUGUCAAAUAAUAAAGAUUCUCUUUUUAAAGAAAAAUUGGAAGAGUUUCACACACUUGUUAAUAGCAUCGAAUGGGAAAAACCAGUGAGAAUGAGUGCUGCCUCUCCAAGACUUUUGGAUGAUGAUGCAAACUCUAAGGGAUCUGGAAGUAACAACAGCACCCUACAGUCCCAUUCUACAACAUCAUCCAGAGAUAGUGAACAUCAAGAGCCAAUUUAUGUCAAUACUCCUCCUCUCUUACCUGUCUCUAGAACUUUAUCAUCCAGUAACAAAGGUCAGCUUCCCCCAAAAGCUACCAGAAAUUGUGAUCCAAUAGAGCCAAGAUCUCCACCACCUUUGCGCCAUAGUCGUACGGAAGGCAAAUUAGACAACACAGACUCCAGACCUGGGCAGCAGUCGCCAGUUAUUAAUGCAAACUCCUUGUAUGGUACCAUAGCAACCUCAACUGUGAGGCCUAAACCACCUGGGAGUAAUUCUUCUUCACCAUCUUUCCCAAACUUUUCUCAAAAUCAGGCAAAGCCACCAUCACCCUACCACAGUUUAGUGUCUACAGCCACUCUUCCAUCAAGAACAACAAUAUCUCCGACACCUUACCAUAAUAUACCACCACCCAAAGGAUUUGGCAGUGGAACUUCCCCUGGUAAUUCUCCCAAUCCGCUCCAUUCUCUACAGCAGAACAGAGAAAAUCAUGAACCAUUGUCAUCUUCACCAUAUUACAACAUGGCCAUGUUUACAAGUGGCAAACCCAAUCAAGUACAAAGAAAUAUUCCCAUAUCAACAUCAGGACAAGACUCAAAUCAGAUGGGCAAGGCUGGUUUUUCUCCCUACACAUCACCUCCACUAAUCGCAAAUGUAGUGCGCCAAAAUUUCACUCACGGCCAACCCCCCAAAGCCCACAUCAUAGGAGAUAUUGCCAUAGUUGGAGAAGAAUCUGUGCGACUCAGGCGGCCUGGGUUAGCUCCACAUCCUAGAACAGAAGUUGGAAGUGCAUGCAGUAGCAAUGACUCAAGAGGUUCAGAAGGAGCACCUAUUGCUCCUCCAAGAAUAAAGAGGAAUUCAACUGCUGGCUUACCCAGGCAUAGUGCUAUUGAGCCAUCUUCACACAUGCACAGUGAUAGGCGUUGCUCAACAGAUGGUCCUGAAAACUACCGCCAGACCAUGAUAACAGCUAAACAGAGCUGGCCCCUUGGUGAUGAUGAGCCCCCACCAGCAGUGCCAGCCAAAACAGCAGCAGCGUAUCAGUACUCUGAUCCACCACCACCACCACCCCACAACCACGCCCCCAGCCCCCACCACCUACCUCUCAGUCACACCCACUCUCCGUACCUUCAGCCACCGCCUCCCAAACCUGUGCUCCAACAGCCUUCCCUGAUACAACAGCACCAGCAUCCACAGCAGCCGUCAACUCAGCCCCUGCCGGUAUCACCAUACCAGUCGCCUCCUGUCCCACAGUCUUCAAAGAAACCACAGAAUCAAAAUUCUGUGCAACUAGAGCAUCAUCACAGAUCACCUAAACCCUUGGUAGAGACCAUACAAGACCAGAAAAAUUCUCCAUCAUCUGAUCAGAAUAAACAGACUGUGGUUGGGCAGACCAGGGCUGAGGAUGUCGUAGUCAGUGAGAGCAGUUCUGAAAGCUCAGACGACGAGGGGAUCUUUCACAAAUUCUCUGCCCCGAAUAUCUUCAAGAAGUGGCGUUCUAAUUCAAACAAGCAGGCGAUUCCACAAGUACCUUCGUCUCCUAAAGCCACAAGCUCUCAUUUCUACACUUCAAGAGAUACGAAGGAAGAAAAGGACAUGGAAAAGGACAACAUGAAAGGAGUAAAAGAACAAAAAGAUAACACUGCAGUUUCUUCACCAACCUCACCAAAACCCUUAGUGAAAGCAUUUGAAAGAUUAAAAUUCAACCCCAAAUCUGUAGCUGCCAAUUUCAAGUCUUAUUUGAGUCCACGUGGGGAUAAGAUUGAGGGUGAUAAUGGAGGAGGUGCUGAGGGCCAUCCAAAUGAAUCGCCAAGUGGUAAUUUCGUAAACUCACCUGGCACUGGCACUAGAAACAUCCAGAAAAGUGCCAGCUCUGGCCCCACCAUCACUGCCUUCUCACAAGUGGUACAAGAUUACAAAUACCCAAACCCCAUACCAAAGAAGCCGGCUGGUCCCCGUGACAUGCCAGCACAAAUGAGAGGCUCCACCCCAACCAACCCCCAGGUUAAGGUCAAAACAGGUCGUCCACGGCAACAAUACCUAUAACUGGAUCAUACAUGCCUACCUAUGUGCUAGCUCAAUCCUCUACAUAUGUACUCUUCAUCAAAGUAGUUGAUAUAUCAAAAUAAGCAGAUGGAAAUUCUUGUUUAUUGUUCUUAUUAUUAUGAUUUUUUUUUUAAUAAUUUUUUUGUAUCAUUGUCUAUAUUGUUAAAUAACUGACUGAUUGAUGAAUACCAAACUUCCAAAUCUUUCCUUUGAAUGAUCUCUAAGUUACUGUAAAGGAAGCUUUUAAUUAACUUUGUUUUAUAUAUAUAUAUAUAUAUAUAUAUAUAUAUAUAUAUAUAUAUAUAUUAUAUAUAUAUAUAUAUAUAUUACACUUAUUCAUUUACAUUUACAUAUAGUUUUUGCCAAAUACAUUGAAAUAAGCUUAAAAUGCAAGAGUAUCUUCAUCUUUACCCAGAGGAUGAUAAUUUUUACAAUUGUCUUUUUUACCUGAUAAAAUUUUGAUCUCUCAACUCAUUUUCAAUCUUGAUGAGGAAACAUGAAUAUCUGCAGUAGAGUCCAGAUCUAUUCUAUAUUAGUUUUAAUAUUCUGAAUUUCUAUAUCAUACUUGUAAUUAAUGUAUCAUGCUUGUGAUCAAUCCUGCUUAAGCUGUAAAUAGUGCAAAAUCAGUGUUACUUUUUUCUUUUCUUUUUUUUUCGCUAAUAUUAAUGAUAAUUUUUUUUCUCUCAGAUUUUCUAGCCCUUCACACCUUUUCACAGUAAAGUCCUAUCAGACAUGGCAUUCACAACCAUCAUGUUUUAUUUAAAAUGUUUAGUGCUCACCAUUGUCACCAGAGUAAUUAUUAUAUUAUGAUAUUUUUGACCCCCCUCCAUUUUGUAAUGGCUAUCAUUCUGGAUACUUUAUUUUACAGAGUUUUAAUCUGUGAAUACUGCACAGCAGAAGCCUGCUUUUAGAAAUAAUUUUUAGCUACAUUGUAUAAAAUAAGCAAAAAAAAAAAAAAAAGAAAAAAAGGAAAAAAAAAGAAAAAAGGAAAAAAAUGCAUCUCUUUGGAGUUGGGUCAUGUUAAAGUCAAGCAAAAUGAGUUCAGAAUUGAUGAUUUACGCUUGAUUUGAACAUUUAAAAAUGAUAAAAAUAUUAGCCAUACAACUUAUAGAGCACUGCCCUGUAAAAAAACAUGUUGAUAUAUUAAAAAAAUCUUAAAAAAAGUUUUUAAAUACUUGUAUAUAAUAAAAUGACAUUUUGCAUUUUCCCAGUCGUUAUGAUGAGCCUUAAAACUAUUUCUGAUGGACAAUCACCUGUAAGUAAUGAUUAAAUAGACCAUGCUUAGUUUUUCA